AUGAAGUUCAUUGAUAUUGGUGUAAAUUUAACUGAUGAUAUGUACCAAGGUAUCUACCAUGGCAAAGCUAAACAUCAAGCAGAUCUACAGAUAGUCUUAGAGCGCGCGUGGAACAAUGGUCUCGAAAAGAUAAUGAUUACCUCUGGUCGCAUCGAAGAAGUAAAGCAAUCACUAUCGAUCAUCGAGCAAUACGAUAAUAAAUCGAAUCGUCUAUUCACCACGAUCGGUGUACAUCCUACUCGUUGCUCAGAGUUUAUCGACAGAGAACAAGAGUAUAUCGAUACUCUAUUGGAACUAUACACUCAGAACAAAGAUAAAAUAGUGGCAAUCGGUGAGUUUGGUUUAGAUUAUGAUAGAUUAGAGUUUUGUCCAAAAGAAACACAACUAAAAUAUUUCGAAUUACAGUUCAAAUUGGUCGAAGCAACCAAGUUACCUUUGUUUUUACAUUUAAGAAGUUCAGCUGCUUUUAAUGAUUUUGUAGAGGUUAUAAAGAAGUAUAGACAUACAUUCACCUAUGGUGUUGUUCAUUCAUUUGAUGGAACAAUAGAAGAAGCGAAACAAUUGAUCGAAUUAGGUUUACAUAUUGGUAUAAAUGGAUGUUCUUUAAAGACAGAGGAAAACUUGAAAUCAAUGGCAACCAUUCCUUCUGAUAAGUUACUGAUUGAAACGGAUGCACCUUGGUGCGAUAUCAGAAAGACCCACUCUGGCUAUCAGCAUAUCACAACUACAUUCGAGAGUGUUAAGAAAGAGAAAUAUCAACCAGGCAAAUGUGUUCAAGCAAGAAAUGAACCUUGCUACAUAGUAAAUGUAUUGGAAGUUAUAGCAGGAUAUAGAAAAGAAAACAAAGAAACUCUAGCAAAUACUAUUUAUGAAACAACUAAACAAAUCUAUUUCCCAACAACAACAACAACAUCUUCACAAUAA
Molecule: messenger RNA, 924 nt
Organism: Heterostelium album PN500
Lineage: Eukaryota; Evosea; Eumycetozoa; Acytosteliales; Acytosteliaceae
Product: TatD family hydrolase
Exons: 5
Coding region: 1-924 (307 amino acids)
Cellular component (GO): cytosol
Molecular function (GO): 3'-5'-DNA exonuclease activity
Source: RefSeq, a predicted model, not a curated record